Panicum virgatum (switchgrass) is the source of this 921-nucleotide messenger RNA. Its product is annotated as non-specific lipid transfer protein GPI-anchored 5-like. NCBI's taxonomy places the organism in Eukaryota, Viridiplantae, Streptophyta, Magnoliopsida, Poales, Poaceae. The transcript has a single exon. The record is from RefSeq and is a predicted model, not a curated record. The coding region runs from base 81 to 746 and encodes 221 amino acids.
CUCCCCCACCUGGUGAACGACACGGCGGCACGAACGCGUCGGGUCGGCGUCGUCGUACUCGUCGUCGUGCACUUGCUCCGAUGGCUCAGCGCCGGCAGCGCAACUUCCCGCCGGCCACCAUGGCGUGCCUGGCCCUCGCCGUGAGGGCCCUGAUGUGCGCCGCUUCCCCCACCACGGCGCAGCCGCAGCCACCGCCGCUGCCGCUGCCACUACCGCAGCAGCCGGCGACUACGACGGCGCCCGCCGCGGUGCCGAACCUGCCGGUGGCGUGCCCGCCGGCGCAGGCCACCCUAUCGCCGUGCCUGGGCUUCUUCAUCGGCAACUCCUCGACGCCGCCGGCCGAGUGCUGCGCCCAGAUCCGGGCCAUGUUCCAGUCCCAGGCGCCGUGCCUGUGUGCCGCCAUGGCGUCGGGGGCCGCGCAGCUCGGGUCCGCGAUCGGCCAGCUGCUGCCGAGCUCGUGCGACCUGCCCGCCAACGCCUGCUCGGGGUCGGGGACCGCGAGCGGCGCCCCGGCUGGUCCAACGACGGCGCCGGCGUCGUCAGGGUCAGGAACAACCGCCGCGGCGGCGCCGGGGACUGGGCCGACCGGUGUGGACACGACCGCGCCGCCAGCCGGUGGUGGUGGCGGAGUGAAGUCAGUUCCAGGCGUGCUUGGCUCGGGAGCUGCCGCUGCACCGGCAGGCUGCCGCGGCGUCUAUGCUGCAGCCGCUGCUCUGGUCUCGCUGUUCGUCGCCUAUCUGCUCUGAACUCUGAUCGGAUCAUCCGAUCAUGUGCUUCUAGGAUUAUUGCGAGUCGUGUACAUUCAGAUGUGGAUUUGUAGCACGCCGUUCGUGUAGCAUGUUCCGUGCUUGUUGAGAAAUGUAGUGACAAACCGACAAGACUUGCAAGCAAUGAAGGACAUCCUCAAAAUGUUUGGUGAAG